Molecule: messenger RNA, 2943 nt
Organism: Heterostelium album PN500
Lineage: Eukaryota; Evosea; Eumycetozoa; Acytosteliales; Acytosteliaceae
Exons: 3
Coding region: 1-2943 (980 amino acids)
Source: RefSeq, a predicted model, not a curated record
AUGUAUAAUCAUUAUCCAGAUAAUGAUGAAUACAAUUACAAUAGAAUCAGACCAAGAAAUGAAAGAAUUAAAAACUAUAAUAACAAGAGUGACAUGAAGAUAAAUGUUCGAAGUCAUGACAUGAGGAAACUAGAGAAAAUUAAAACAAAAAAGAGACUGCAAGAUCGUUAUGAUUCCGACAAGGCAAAUGGAAUUGUAAAAACAAACAGAUUCACUAAAGCAGGUGCUCAGCUAUUUGCAUAUGAAUCUCGUGGGUCUUAUCCAAUCAGUCAAUACCAAAGAAUAAGAGAAGAACAAAUAUUUAGAAGCCUAAGAAUUUCAACGCUAGCUUCCUCUUUGAAGCCAGCAGUUUUUGGAACCUUGAAAACAAAUUUGGCAGCUAAAAUUGCAGAUGAUAUUCAAAUAUCUUGUACGAAGUUUGGAAAUAAGAUUGUCACAUUAGUAGACAUGUAUCCAUGGAAUUUCAUUCAGUUGAUUAUGACAUAUCUACCUCUUCCCACUUGUGAGAGGAUGAAUCAAGUAUGGGAAAAGUCAGACUACAAUUCUUCAGUAGGUAACAUCUUUUCGAGUAUAGUUUACAAUUCAAUCAAUUUGAGAGAGAUGAAUUCACUAAAGAGAAAAUCAGUUGAUCGUCCGAUUCCCAAUUCCCAAUUGCUCCAAUUUUUCGAACCAUCAACUGGUGAUAUCAAAGAGAUAUUCAAAUACAUUGGUCCAAUUGAUCGUGAAGAAGCCAAAGCCCGUGUUAUUGGUACAAAGUGUAGUUUCAAUACAGUUUCCAACUUGGAAGAGUUCAAAGUUGGAUUCAAUGAUUUCUUUACGAGACGAGUGCUCAGAAAUGUCACAUGGAAAUCAGAAGGUUUCAAAGUUGUUGUUACUGGUGGAUCGGUUCUUGCUGGUCUCACACGUCUUGGAGCAGACACUGAGAGUUACAAGAGUUAUUGGGCUGGUGAACAAGCGAUCUCGUAUCUCCCGUAUGUAAUUGGACAAAAGAUAAGAUCGUAUCUUGAGGAAUGUAGUGAUACUCUUUAUCAUGUUGCCAAUUCCAGAUUCAAUGGUGUCAGUUGGCAGAGUUCAGAUAUCGAUUUAUAUCUUGUUUGUGAGGAUGAAUCGAUUGUACCAAAUAAAAUUGGACAGCUUGUCAAGGAGAUCACCGAUUGCUUAACUGUAGCUUAUAAGCUUUUGAGAACCGAACAUUCAAUUACGAUUCUUCCUGUGUAUCCAUAUAGACCAAUCCAAAUUGUAACUACACUUCUCAGAGAGAUAUCAGAUCAUAUUCUCUAUUGUGAUUUGGAUUGUACAUCUUUUGUAUACGACCCUUCAGCAAACAAUAUCUUCACACUGGAAAGAGGAAGAAAAUCAUUGAACAAUCGCGUCAAUUUGAUUUCACCAAAUCAUGGAAAUAUGAAACGAGUUCUAAAGUAUGCAUAUCGUGGAUUUACAUCCGUUUGCUUCGAACUUUGUAAACAUUAUCCAAGGUGUGAAGAUACUCAAGUGGAUCGAUUAGCGGAUCGUCUUUAUGAUGAUAUAACCAAAGAUAAUCCCAAUUUUGAUGAGUCUGAAUUAAACAGAUAUAGAAGAGAUUAUGUGGCACUGGAAAACAUUCCAUUUGGUCCGAGUUUCACAAAUAUCAAUCAACUAGUAGAUUGCCUUGAGAGCAGACCCGAUAUUAAAAUACUCAAAGGAAUCGAUGAGAUUGCCAGCGCUCUCAGAAUCUCUCCAACCAUCUGGAAAUUCACCAUGCCAUCACCCAGUAAGAAGUGUUACCAGUGCAAUAUAUUGAUGGAAGAUGUCAAGGCUGAGGUUGCAAUGUGUAUGAAAUGUAAAGAAAACAAUAUAUUCAAGUUGAAUCAAUGGAAUUCCAUUCAACUCAAUGGUGGCAAUCAAGCAAAGUAUGCAGUUGUAACUGGUGCUAGGAAUAAGAUUGGUAUGCAAACUGCACUCAGAUUGUUGCGAUCUGGUUACUUUGUGUUGGUGACAACUCGAUUCCCAUUUAGUGCACUUGCCAACUAUCAAAAAGAAGAGGAUUAUCUGAAAUGGAUUGAUAGACUUCAGAUCUAUGGCAUUGAUUUUAGACAUCUUCCAUCAGUUGACAAAUUCAUCAAAUAUAUUCUCAGCAAAGUUCCCAGACUUCAUAUUCUGAUCAACAAUGCAGCUCAGACCAUCAGAAGACCAAGAGCAUAUUACCAAUCUAUCCUCAAAGAAGAGAAGCGAAUGAAAGCCAUUCAGAGUUCAAGUGGUGAAUCAUUGAAAGGACAAGUCAUUUUAUCAAAAGAGAACAUCAAUAAUCUAUCUUUGAUUCCAACAUACAACAAUAAUAAUCAAAGUAGUGUUGCUGAUUGUUCACAAAUGACACAAAUCAUCGUGAAUAAAGAAGAUGAAGAAUUGAUGAAUCAGGAAUUGUUCCCAGUGGAUAUGGUCGAUGAACAUGGCGAUCAGCUGGAUAUGCGAGCUAAAACUACAUGGAAUAAUGAAAUUGAAGAAAUUUCAAUGGAAGAGAUGCUUGAAGUUCAACUCAUCAAUGUAACGGUACCAUUUAUGUUGAUAUCCCAAUUAUCACCAAUCAUGUCACAACCAAGAAGUUUUUCGCUUAGAAACAACAACAAUGAUUGGUCAUAUAUUAUCAAUGUAACAUCACAAGAAGGAUCAUUUAACAAGUCAUACCAAAAUGGAUAUCAUGUUCACACCAACAUGGCAAAAGCAUCAUUGAAUAUGAUGACACUUUCCACAGCCGAUCAAUAUUUUAAGAAACAUAUAUUCAUUUGUUCUGUUGACCCUGGCUGGAUCACAAAGAUGACAACGAAUGCCAAAACCACUGGUGUUGAACCACCACUCUCCUCCAAAGAUGGAGCUGCCAGAAUUCUUGAUCCAAUUUACUCACAUAUCAAAGAUCCUGAAUUUAAACAUGGUGUACUUUAUAAACAUUUCAUUCCGUCAACAUGGUAA